GUCAUCACAUCUUGCAUUGUGGCCUUUCUUCCAUCCACCUCUCGACACCACUUGUCAACAGUAGCGGCCAUUGCUGCAUCUGGUUCUUUGUCACCCUGCACAUGUAGCCGCCUUUCCAGACGCUUCUCCUCCGCUUCAACUGUGGCCUGAAGUACCAUAACCAGCGUAAGUGGAAUUUCAAAGGUGUCCCUUACGUUCAUCUCAAACACCAGGUCACACACUAUAAUGAAACCGAUGACUACGAUCGCGCUGAGGACUCCGAUAGGCAGUACACAAGGAAGGGCCAUGAAGAAGCCUAUUUUUUCCACCACUGUUCCGCCCUUUUCUGUCAGUAGUAUUCCGAGCCAUUCGAAGGGAAUGGCAAUGAGGAACACAGGUGUGAAGGCGACGAUAUAUGUGACAAACUCGAGAAUACAGAGGACGGCCACAAGGGAAAAUCCAAGGAUCCUCAAACAUGUGGUUUCAUCCACAGCCGAGAUACGGUACAUAAGGGAGCGAGCGGGUGCUAGCAGAAAAAGGCCUGCAUACAAGAAAUGUCCUGCUGGGCUUUGUGAUAUCCACACGUACUUAUCAGGGAGAAUGGAGGUGGAAUUCGCUCAUAGGUCGGCAUAUAGAGAUACUCAUUAAGAAGGCGGAGCCGCAGCAUGCUGCAAGCGAUGAACAGAUUCAUGUUGUGUCUCUAUAUGUCUCGAUCUCGUUUUUGGGGUUGACUAACUGGUAGUGUGCAUGUUGACUUGACUCGAUGGCAUCCCAAGUGAAUGCCUGAUAUCACAGAUCAUCGAUGCUCGCGUUGUGUCAGCUUAUUCUUCCCUAUCUUCUUCCCUACCAUGAUAGCUAUUAAGAGAUUGAGCUAUAAGUAGGGGAGCACAAAGAGAUGAUCCGAAGAUGAAAAUCUGCUUUUAACCACCUCUGCGUACAUCUUACCAGGAUGAUGGAUAAAAGAAUGACGUAAAGGAUCAGAAGAAUAGGAAUGAGAAGAUGUUCAUCCUGAAUGGCACUAUCUAACGGUUCCUGUCCAGAGAAACAAGACGUCUCCUCUCUCAUCGUAGAAUUAAGACAUCUUCUUACUUGGAAUUCCCCCAAUCCACCAUAGAAUAGCGUUAGGAUGGCUUGUCCGUAAGUCCCAAAUACUCACUCUCGUCUGUCGCGAGUGUCAUCACUGUAGCCGCAAAGGCCAGCAAGACGUAUACGUAGAGGAGUAGAAAUAUCGAUCUGCAGUGCACAAACAGAAUGCACACGUACAGGCUCUGCUUACACAACUGGUCAGAACAUCAUAGUAGUACAUGUCUGCAAGCAUGCGUAUUACAGCCCUGAAUCACAAAUAAUCAUCACGGAUAAGACAGAAAUUGAUGCAUUCUUCCUUACAAGAUGAGUGGCCCAGUUGUAGAGUUGAGGGUGGCAAUUUGGAGAAAUCUCGUGGUGAACAAUAGACCGACGAGUGACAGUGAAGCAGUGAUUGCCUCAGAUGGUGCUCUGGAAAAAUGCAAUGCGACGAAUGAAAUGACCGCAAGAGAACUCGCGAGGUCAAGGUAAUUCCUGAAUGCCGCAUGCAAAGCAAGUCAACAUCUGCGCAUGAUGAAUAAAAGCAUGCCUCACCAAUAUUCCCCCCAGUAGCGCCACCCCAAACGAAACAUCUAUCGCCAAAAAGGUUCAAAACGUGAAUUCCCUGUACUUGUUCUUUUACUUUCUCACCUGCAUGAUCUCCUGUGCGAUGUAACCACCGCCCAUUGUCACAAUGGCCCACAGCCAAAUCCAUCCUUUAGACUGGAUCUCAUCGCCGUAGCUAGACGAGAUCUCAUACACAUUAACAUACGCGAAUACACAUCCGAUCCUGAACAAAACAAGCUGGUCGAUUCAUUGCUGACAUUUACUUGCCUCCUUACAUAACGGCCAUCAUAAUAAAUCUGCUGAUGAAAGCAAGUUGUGGCGAUAGAGCCACUCGAAAUCCCCAAUCCUGCAUGAAAGUCACUAUUCCUUCCAAUCC
Molecule: messenger RNA, 1984 nt
Organism: Vitrella brassicaformis
Lineage: Eukaryota; Vitrellaceae
Source: the annotation of a GenBank genome assembly